AAGCAUUAAAAAUAUAUGUUGUUUUUAACUGUUAAUGACGUCACGGCGCUAAAUGGCAGGAAAGUAGCGGUUUUGCUAACAUCUAAUCAAACAUGGAUGUGAAAAUGGACGAGCAAAUUUCACUCAAAAAUAUUGACGGCCUUCUCUUUCAGUUAGGUCAUCAGUCUCGAGAACUUUCUCAACAGAAGAAUACCAUUUGCCAACAAAUUCAAGUUUUCAGAGCUGACAUUGCUGAGAAGAAGUCUUAUUAUGAAACAAUGUGCGGAAACCUUAAGAAGCUUGAAGAGGAAGUCAGGGUAAAGCAGGGGACUUUAACCCAGACUAAAGAAAAUGCAAAGAGCAUGAAAGAAACUGCCAGCUUUCUUCUUCAGCAUGAGCAGACUCUGAGAGCUGAGCUGGAGAGCAGAAAAAGCAGCUACAACCAUGAUCAGGAGAUUUAUGAAGAGAGAAUUUCUGACUGCACAAAGAAGUUUAAAUCCUAUGAAGACGGCUAUUUCCAAAAUCCUCUGGCUCAAAAGCUCCUCAAGCUGCAGGCUGAAAAUGAGGAAAUUGAAUGUAGAAUCGUGGCAUGUGAUGAUCAAAUAACAAUGAAGGAAAAGGAGCUGGAGUUCCUCACAAGGCCGCCAGUGAACUCUGUUUCCUCUGGGAAAACAGCAGAGAGCCAGGAGCAGGAACAAGAAGAAGCUGAGUCAAAAGAGGGCGGGGAUCCUUCUCUUGACGUUUCAUCUCUCUGCAUAAACCAGAAAACCACUGAUCAAACUGAAGACUCAAAUGCAGAAAUGAUUGACCAGCAGGAGAAGGCCCAGAAUUCCCCGACAUGCCAUUCUCCUGAAGAGAAGGCUGAUAACCCUCUUUGGUCGGACGAUGUCCAUGACACAUCAGAUCCAGUUAGAUCUCCAAAGUCCAUUCAACCUGUGGAGAAUGACAUGAACUCUAAGGCAGAGGAAGAGGAAGCUCCUCAACAGGAUGAGGAGGAUCCUGCGUCUGAUUCACAAAACGAGAUGGAGAACCAAGCAGCUGAAGAUGAAGAAGAUCCACCGUGUGAUGAAGGAGAUCUGGCUGUUUUCCCUCAAGCUUCACCUGCAGAAUCCAAUCUCCAGGCCUUUCCAGAAAAUAUAGCACAUGCGCCACCUACCCCAACAUUUGCAUUUCACUUCAGCCCAACCAGAUCUCCAUGUCAGGGAGCAGCUGAAACGAAAUCUCCAGCUUUCCUGUUCUCUGUGAACUCCAACCCGAGCACACCGGGCUUCUCCGGAUUUGGCUUUGACUCCUCCCAGGAUGAGGAGUCCUCUUUUCCUUUUAGUGCGUCUUUUUUCAACGAGAAGAAAACCCCGGAGAAGGAUUCCAGCUGCCAAAAGUUCCUGUUUGAGCAGCCAGAGCAGAGCGGGGACUUCCAGUUUGCUUUUCCUGACAAGAGUCCCCAACCAGCAAGCAAGGACGCCAUGGGGGACGACUUUUCAUUUUCCUUCAACUUUUAGUAAAACACAGUGGAUAGAUAGACAUGUUUGGGUAAUGAAUCUGUUGAAACUAGUAGUUUGUUUGGCCGAAUGGCUGUUCUUACUAGUAAUUCAUUAAAAACAGCAGUGUCACAGUUGAAUAUCAUUUAUUGAAGAAACAAAUAUUAAUUCAUGCAUUAAAUUUAUUCAUAUAUUUGAUAGAUUUCCCUCUUGUUAGUACAGUAAUUACAUUGUAAACUGUCAUUUAUGAUUUGGUAGCCUGCAGAAUCUUUGUUUUCAUGAAUAAAAACAAAAUCGUA
Oryzias melastigma (Indian medaka) is the source of this 1756-nucleotide messenger RNA. RefSeq names its product protein SIX6OS1. The coding region runs from base 93 to 1478 and encodes 461 amino acids. Gene Ontology annotation, cellular component: central element. The transcript has 14 exons. NCBI's taxonomy places the organism in Eukaryota, Metazoa, Chordata, Actinopteri, Beloniformes, Adrianichthyidae. The record is from RefSeq and is a predicted model, not a curated record. Gene Ontology annotation, biological process: homologous chromosome pairing at meiosis; spermatogenesis; meiotic DNA double-strand break processing involved in reciprocal meiotic recombination.